AACAUUUCAAAAUCAUUAUUAGCCAGACAUAAAUAUCUCAUUCCUUCUUUAAUAGCAGGGGUAAUUAUAGUAAUUUCUCGAACACAGUAAUUUGGAAUUGUAAAAUGUUGUUAUUUGAUUGAAAUCGAAACGACUCAUAUCCGUUACCUAAAUCAUUUUUUUUAAAUGUAAAGAGUUAAGCGUCAAUUAUAAAUUAAUCACAACAUGAAAUUAACCGAAAUAAUGUUCACGCUAAUUUAACCAAACAUGCCACUGACAUGCCUAUACCUACGUACAUAAAUACGUUCAACUAUACCUUCCAAUUUAAGUUAAAAUAUAAAAAAAAAUAUAAAAAAUAACCUCCGCGCUCGGCAUUAUUAUUAAAAUAAACGGUCAUGAAAUAUGUUGAUAAAUUUCACCCACAUUAUUCCGAAAAACGCGCGACUAAUUAUUUUGUUCCUGUUAAUUGCCAUUUGUCGUACAACAGCACGAACACGAAAUAAAUUGGCGAAAAAGGAUAUGAACGAAAAACAAGUGAUUAUCACAGCGAUUGGACAAUGUGCUGGUGAUGAAGGGCUUCCUGUUAAUGUUGUUCCAAUGGAUAUAAUACGACAGGGACGCUUUGAUUACUAUAUUGACGGUGUCGUUUUGAUUAGGGAGGAUUUCGAUGAUGGAUUCCAAGUUAAAUUGGAAGUACUUCGAUGUAAUCAGGGGGAAAUUUUGGAAACUUGCACUUCUGUGUUGAAUUAUGUGAACACAACAGACAUUUGUGAACUGCUGCGAACACCAGUGGAAGCCUAUACUGAUGCGUUAAAUCGAAUUGAACCACGUCCUCUUUGUCCGUUGAAGAAAGGAUCAUACUUCCUUCAUCAUUUAACGACCGACAACAGUCUACUGAAAUAUUUGCCUACAGAUGAUUUUUCCUUUUUCUGGAAAGUAAAGAUAUCGGGCGUUAAAGAUGAGCAAAACGUAAUGUGUCUCAAUUUAGAAUUUCAUGUCAGUUUGAAGCGAGGCUAGCAUUGAUCUGAUUCGGGAAAGAGGUAAAAUAUCUGAAUGUUAUUGCUGAGGUUGGGAUCUUAUCACUUCUUUUUAUUCAAUUGUAAUAGUUAUUAAAUCACUGAUUUUAUUAUGUAU
Bradysia coprophila is the source of this 1113-nucleotide messenger RNA. RefSeq lists its product as uncharacterized. Lineage: Eukaryota; Metazoa; Arthropoda; Insecta; Diptera; Sciaridae. The record is from RefSeq and is a predicted model, not a curated record.